AAACUUCAGCAUCCAAACACUAACUGUAAAGCUGAGGAGCUGAGGGGUGGAGAGGGAGGGUCGUGUAUAUAAACAGACAAGCCGCAGGUAGCAUCACGUCACUCCUGAAAACUUCAAUGACUCGCUGAAAAUCUCCAAAGCCUUCUCAUAUGAAUCUGUCAGCAUGGCUCUGGACACGGGUGGAUUCCAGCUGCUGCUUCUCCUCUGUUUUGUGCUGAAGAGCUGUGGAGAUCUUCAUAACGAUGCCACUGAGACAUUCAACACACACAUCACCUCCACUCUGCAGCAGAGUCCAAGUAAUGUGUCUUUAAAUGGAGCGCGCAUUGGCGGGAGAAACAUGGAUGACCAGGCAGAAACGGACCGGGGUCAGCUGGGCUGCAGGGAACUUAGGUCCACCAAAUACAUCUCAGACGGACAGUGCACGAGUGUGCAGGCUGUGAAGGAGCUUGUGUGUGCUGGUGAGUGUCUCCCUGCACACCUGCUGCCCAAUUGGAUAGGCGGGAACUACUGGGGACGGAAGGACACCCGCACAUGGCGUUGUGUGAAUGACGUCACUCGGAUGCGUCGCGUGAAACUGCGGUGCCAUGAUGGCAGCACACGCUCCUACCGCAUCGCUGCAGUGACAUCAUGCACGUGCAAGCGACUUGCACGCCAACACAACGAGUCUAGAUCUCUGCAGGAGGGCAAAAAGGAGAAGAUUGGGGGCAAAAAUUAAUGGUAAAAGUUAAAAGACCCCCUUUCUUUCUUUCGUUAUGAACUGAAACAUGUAAUUAAGCUAGGUCACUUGAAGGUCACUGACCUGUGAGUGACCGGUGAGUUGAGACAACACUGCUUGAUGUGUAUUCUUGUGUACACUAGUGUUUAUGUUUGUAAGUGUGUAUUAUGGGUCAGCUGUAUGUGUUGUAAUCUAAGGUGCAAUUGUCAAUCAACAAGUAUCUCCUUGUAAACUUUUAAAGGAAGUCAAUAUAAAGAAUGUUUAUUCCAGGUCAUUUUAAAGUAUUUCUAUGGGUCCAUUCAUCAAUAAAUUUUGGUACAGUGUGAGAAACAGUUUGUCUGUUCAAAUUAUGUAGUAAACUAAAAAUAGGCAAAAAUUGAAAAACGUGUUUCAUGGAACAGUGACAAAAUAUAUAAUUUUGAAGCCUAGUUUUCAGCCAGUAGGCAAAAAAGAUGCAGAAAUGUUGGACUUGGAUGUUUUAAAAUCAAGUUAAUGGCAAAAACCAACAUUGGACAAAAGUUUUGUUUGAAAAUCAAAGUUACAUCAGCUUAAAAAAAUAAACAUUGGGUUUGCUUUGAGUUUUAUUGAAAAAAAAAAUUGAGUUGACAUCAAAACCCAACGUUAGACGUUUUGGUUGGAAAUCAGUCACAUAAACUUCAAAAACAUUUGUAUAAAAACACUGUUCUGACACCAAAACCCAACAUUGGAGAGAUGCUUUGGUUCAAAAUCAAAAACAUAUUUGGUUGACAUCAAGUCCCAACAUUUGACAGACAUUGAAUUUUGAUUAUUUAACAACAUUUUUUAAAACCAAUAACAUAUCAACUUUAAUAACAGCAUUAUUCAUGUUGUUCAGCAUGUUCAUUAUGAAGUUUAGCAGAUGUUGGGUUAUGGUCACUAUACUUCACAUCACAACUAAAUGUUGGAUUUAACAUCAGUAUUAUGUUGGCAUUUCAGGUUUGGUCAACAUUUGAUUUUGGUUCUUAAACAAAUUAACUUAAAUACUUCAGCAAAAUACCAAAAUCAGUUCUACAUCAUAUUAAUGUUGGUCGGGUAAAGUAGAAGUAGCAGAUCAAGCAAAUGUUGUCUUGAUGUUGAAUUUGGGCAGCUGGACAGUGUAACUGUAUAAUAUUUGUAUGUUAUGUUCAGUAUUUUAUAUAACAAAUAAGUACUGUAGUUUCUUGUUACCUUAUUACUGAAUAACUGUAAAACAAUAAUCUAUAACACUGUUAUGCCCAUUUUAAUCUUAGUUUUAUUAGGUCUAGACUCCAUUGUUUGCAUUAUCUAAGUGCAAUAAAAGUGGUAGAUUUUUU
Messenger RNA from Astyanax mexicanus (Mexican tetra), 2025 nucleotides. RefSeq names its product sclerostin domain containing 1b (gene sostdc1b). Bases 164 to 715 code for a protein of 183 amino acids. The record is from RefSeq and is a predicted model, not a curated record. The transcript is spliced from 2 exons. Gene Ontology annotation, biological process: negative regulation of BMP signaling pathway; negative regulation of Wnt signaling pathway. Gene Ontology annotation, molecular function: BMP binding. NCBI's taxonomy places the organism in Eukaryota, Metazoa, Chordata, Actinopteri, Characiformes, Acestrorhamphidae.